Phaedon cochleariae (mustard beetle) is the source of this 2204-nucleotide messenger RNA. The record is from the annotation of a GenBank genome assembly. Lineage: Eukaryota; Metazoa; Arthropoda; Insecta; Coleoptera; Chrysomelidae.
CUGGUGUCGAAUGUGACACUACGAAUGUAAGAGUGUGCUGUGCUCGACGAUGCCGAGGAUCAGGGGACACGUGUAGAGGCCCCAGGAUGGGGCACAGCCGGGUGGUGUGGCCAGCCGUGCUGCUGACCCUUUUGCUGGUCCUGCCAUGGGCAUCGGCUGGAUCGCCGGGAGCCGGAGGAAGCUACCUGGGGGACGUCAACGUUUCGGCCAUCCUGGACUCCUUCAGUGUCAGCUACGAUAAAAGAGUAAGACCAAACUAUGGAGGUCCACCUGUGGACGUAGGAGUCACCAUGUACGUCCUUAGUAUCAGCUCCGUCUCGGAAGUACUCAUGGACUUCACCCUGGACUUCUACUUCCGGCAGUUCUGGACCGACCCACGGCUGGCCUUCCGCAAGCGGCCCGGCGUCGAGACGCUGUCCGUCGGAUCGGAGUUCAUCAAGAACAUCUGGGUGCCCGACACGUUCUUCGUCAACGAGAAGCAGUCCUCGUUUCACAUCGCCACCACCCUCAACGAGUUCAUUCGGAUACACCAUUCGGGGUCUAUCACGCGCAGUAUUCGACUCACAAUCACAGCAUCAUGUCCCAUGAAUCUCCAGUAUUUCCCAAUGGAUCGACAGCUCUGCCACAUAGAAAUAGAAAGUUUCGGUUAUACCAUGCGGGACAUCCGGUAUAAGUGGAACGAGGGCCCCAACUCGGUAGGGGUCUCCAAUGAGGUGUCGCUGCCCCAGUUUAAGGUGCUGGGCCACAGGCAGAGGGCCAUGGAGAUCAGCCUCACCACAGGAAACUACUCUAGACUGGCUUGUGAAAUCCAGUUCGUUAGAUCGAUGGGUUACUAUCUUAUCCAAAUCUAUAUCCCGUCCGGCCUUAUUGUCAUCAUUUCCUGGGUGAGCUUCUGGCUGAACCGAAACGCAACCCCCGCCCGAGUAGCGCUAGGAGUGACCACCGUGUUGACCAUGACCACUCUCAUGUCCUCCACGAAUGCAGCGCUGCCGAAGAUCUCCUACGUCAAGUCCAUCGAUGUCUAUCUAGGAACGUGUUUCGUGAUGGUCUUCGCCAGUCUACUAGAGUACGCAACAGUGGGCUACAUGGCAAAACGGAUCCAAAUGCGAAAACAGAGGUUCUUGGCCAUUCAAAAGAUGGCAGAGCAGAAGAAAUUGAAUGUAGAUGGUGGUCCAGAUGACCAUGCUCCCAAACAAACAAUACGGCCUGUUCUAGAAUACUGUUCCCACAUAUGGGGUUCAGCACCGAAACAUACGCUGAUGCUCUUAGAUUCCAUCCAGAGAAGAGCCAUCCGUCUGGUGGGUGACGCCACACUCACUCGCUCUUUGACAUCAUUGAAACACCGUAGAAAGGUCGGCGACCUUUCACUUUUCUAUCGAUACUUCCACGGGAAAUGUUCUUCGGAAAUCUCUGCUAUCAUCCCUUCACUAGCAAUACCAGUCAGACGAACUAGACAAGCCCAGUCAGCACAUCCCUUCGUUGUCAACCUCGAAAGAUGCCAAACAGCACUUUAUCAAAACUCCUUCAUCCAUAGAACGGCUGGGCUCUGGAAUUCAUUGCCUGGGAAAGAGGUGCGCUUCAAGGUUCACGACCCCAAGGCGCACAGCAAGGGUGGUACCCUCGAGAGUACCGUGAACGGGGGCCGCGGAAGCACCGCCGACAGGGGCAUACCGCCCGACGAAGAGGCGGGAAUGCCCAUCCCCCACCACAUCAUCCACCCCAACAAGGACAUCAACAAGCUGUUGGGCGUCACGCCCUCUGAUAUCGACAAGUACUCCAGGAUAGUGUUUCCCGUGUGCUUUGUGUGCUUUAACCUCAUGUACUGGAUAAUCUACUUGCACAUCAGCGAUGUGGUGGCUGAUGAUCUGGUACUGCUAGAGGAGGUGCGCUUCAAGGUUCACGACUCGAAGGCACACAGCAAGGGUGGCACCCUCGAGAGCACGGUGAACGGCGGCCGCGGGGGUGACGGCGACAGGGGUGGCCCCCCCGACGAAGAAGCAGGAGCGUCCAUCCCCCACCACAUCAUCCACCCGAACAAGGACCUCAACAAGCUGUUCGGGAUCACCUCCUCGGAUAUCGACAAGUACUCCAGGAUAAUGUUCCCUGUGUGCUUCGUGUGCUUCAACCUCAUGUACUGGAUAAUCUACCUACACAUCAGCGAUGUGGUAGCCGAUGAUCUGGUACUGCUAGAGGUGGACAAGUAA